Messenger RNA from Suillus discolor, 612 nucleotides. RefSeq lists its product as uncharacterized. Lineage: Eukaryota; Fungi; Basidiomycota; Agaricomycetes; Boletales; Suillaceae. The transcript has 3 exons. The annotation marks the transcript as partial. Gene Ontology annotation, molecular function: oxidoreductase activity, acting on paired donors, with incorporation or reduction of molecular oxygen; heme binding; monooxygenase activity. The record is from RefSeq and is a predicted model, not a curated record.
GUUGACACCAAGAAGCCUUGGUUGACUUAUGCCAAAUGGGCUGCUGCUUAUGGCUUGGUUUUUAUACGACUUCUAGGCCAGGAAAUCGCCGUGGUGAUCAAUUCUCAGCACGUUGCAGAAGCCUUGAUGGACAAGCGUUCUCGCAUUUACUCAGAUAAACCAUGCAUAGCCACAGUCGACCUUACAGGCAUGUUUGGUUGGUCGCUCAUUUUUGCAUUCGCAGGCUAUGGUGAUGAAUGGCGUCUUUUCCGACGACUCUUCCACCAAACUUUCCGUCCUGGCUCUGCACUCAAGUUUCGUCCAACGCAGAUCGAGCAGGCUCUUAUUAUCAAUCUCAUCUGUGUUGUUUUACAUCACUAUUGCACGAUCUCCACCAAUGGGCACUGAUUAAGUAUUUGUAACACAUCAAACUUAUUACACUACUAAGCGAGAAAUUGUAGGUGUGGUUUAGUGCUACUGGUUUUUUAUGUAGGAUCGGCAGCAGGGGAUCGAGUUCGACAGUAGGAUACGGUUCGGCCAUGGGAUACAGUCGGCCAUGGGAUCAAGGGCUGGCUUCCUAUGGGAUCGCUCUCAGCCAUACUGUCAAACACAAGUUCCCUAAACAGACGAACU